AUGAGUGUGCAUGAUGAAGAUGCCGCCCGACCGUUGCUUGACGACACCGAUCGUGGCUCUACCUCACUUGAAGAGCCUCGAGAUGUCUUGACUCCGACUUCUUCAGAGACAGAACCAAGUCCCAAUCUAACGCUAGGCCAACUCCUCAAAAUUGCCCCAGGGCUCGGGCUAGGCACUCUACUUGUACAAGCUGAUGCAACCCUGGAGCUUUCAUCCUAUGCAACAAUAGGCUCCGAGUUUCAUCAGCUGAAGCAUGUGGCAUGGCUGACUAUCGCCUACGUGCUGAUGACCACGGCAUCACAGCCCUUGUACAGCAGACUUUCAGACUAUUGUGGUCGUAAGCCGGUUAUCUUGGCAUGCUAUGCCUUCUUCGCGAUUGGUGUGACACUUUGUUCUCUAAGCCCAUCUUUCUGGCUGCUCGUUGCCGCCCGGGGAGUGGUGGGUCUUGGAGGAGCAGGCAUGGGCUUCUUGGUGACGGUGAUACUCAACGACAUAGUGGCUCUUCGUGACCGAGCUUUAUGGCAGAGUGGCUUGGUUGUGCUCUCCGUCUGCGGACAGGUGGUCGGCGGUCCUUUAGGAGGACUUGCAGUUGAUCACCUUGGCUGGAGGCCUGCUUUCCUCAUAUUACUUCCAUUCGGCUUGUUCACCAUCCUGCUUGUCUACUGGACUCUUAAACUUCCCCAGCUUCCCACUCAAGUCAGCUUCAAAGAUCAUGACACCGGGUCGCCUCUUCGCCAGAUAGCAAGGCUGAAUAAUUUCGAUCUCUAUGGUGCAUGCACACUGGUCUCAUCGACGCUCUGUUUGGUCGUUGUCCUCAAUCUCGCUGGCAAUGAUGUUCCAUGGAACCAUCCCAUUGUCCCUAGCCUCCUCGUUCUCGACAUCCUUCUCUUUGCGCUGUACGCCCACAUCGAGCUGAAACUAGCCGCCGUUCCGCUGAUUCCCUUGCACCUUCUCCGGCCGCAAUACAUCUAUUCUCUCUUUGGCACAAAUUUCUUCAGCACAAUGACCCUUAUGGGAUUACUUUAUCUCAUGCCCUUGUAUGUCAAGGCAUCUGGCCACGGAAGCAGCUCUCUUUCUGGGCUCAUGAUUGUCCUGUGUGCCAUUGGGCAAAGCAUUGGCCACGCUGUCGCCGGACUACUGAUCAAGUGGAGAGGUUAUGUCUGGCAAAGCCUAGUAUGUGCCAACGGAGUGUACAUUCUGGCACUCAUCAUGUUUCGGCAAACAUGGCAAGGUUCUGAAAACGCUGCUAAUGAGUUCCUGUGGCCGAUCAUUUCGGGAAUAUGCAUGGGUGUAAUUACCAAUUGCUUGUUGAUCAAUCUCAUUCGAGCUACGUCCCAGGAAGACCGGGCCGUCAUGUACGCUGGGUAUCAUCUGUUUUCCAACAUUGCCAACAUGAUUGCCCUGUCCGUCCUAGCUGCAAUGGUACAGUACCGUACAAGGUAUUAUCUAGGCACAAACUUGGAAGGCUCGUAUCACGGUGAUAUUGAAAAGGUCCUCCACUCCCCUAUUCUGACAGCAAGAACUAAAUGUGGCUAG
This is a messenger RNA of Exophiala mesophila, 1536 nucleotides long. RefSeq lists its product as uncharacterized. Gene Ontology annotation, molecular function: basic amino acid transmembrane transporter activity. Gene Ontology annotation, cellular component: fungal-type vacuole membrane. The transcript is spliced from 10 exons. Gene Ontology annotation, biological process: transmembrane transport; basic amino acid transport. The record is from RefSeq and is a predicted model, not a curated record. Lineage: Eukaryota; Fungi; Ascomycota; Eurotiomycetes; Chaetothyriales; Herpotrichiellaceae. Bases 1 to 1536 code for a protein of 511 amino acids.